Messenger RNA from Peromyscus maniculatus bairdii (prairie deer mouse), 5514 nucleotides. The record is from RefSeq and is a predicted model, not a curated record. Lineage: Eukaryota; Metazoa; Chordata; Mammalia; Rodentia; Cricetidae.
GAGGGCGGGGUCGCGCUGCGGGGUGCUGGCCCAGCGGCCGCGGAGCCUAGGCUGAGGGAGCGAGGGGCACUCGCUGAGGGAGGGCCGCGCGUCGGUGCCCUGCGAUGGAGCGGGCGAAGAUGGCGGAGGAGAGCCUGGAGACGGCAGCGGAGCACGAGCGGAUCCUGAGGGAGAUCGAGAGCACAGACACGGCCUGUAUCGGGCCCACGCUCAGGUCUGUCUAUGAUGGUGAGGAACACGGACGAUUCAUGGAGAAGCUAGAAACUCGCAUCCGCAAUCAUGACCGAGAAAUUGAGAAAAUGUGCAACUUUCACUACCAGGGCUUUGUGGACUCUAUUACUGAACUGCUGAAAGUACGAGGGGAAGCCCAGAAACUCAAAAACCAAGUGACGGAUACCAAUAGAAAACUGCAACAUGAGGGCAAGGAACUGGUAAUAGCGAUGGAAGAGCUGAAGCAGUGCCGACUACAGCAGAGGAAUAUUUCUGCCACUGUUGAUAAGCUAAUGCUGUGUCUUCCAGGUGAGGAACUAGUCCUAGAGAUGUACAGCAAACUGAGGGACCAGAUGAAAACCAAAAGGCACUAUCCUGCACUGAAGACUCUGGAGCAUCUGGAACACACAUAUCUGCCUCAAGUGAGCCACUACCGAUUCUGCAAGGUGAUGGUGGACAACAUCCCCAAGCUUCGGGAGGAGAUAAAGGAUGUUUCUAUGUCUGAUCUCAAAGACUUUCUGGAGAGCAUCCGCAAGCAUUCAGACAAAAUAGGAGAGACCGCCAUGAAGCAAGUUGGAUAUCUUUAUAACCUUUCUCUAGACACUGCCCAACAGCAAAGAAACCUGGAUAACAUUGUCUUGCAACAGCCUAGAAUAGGUAGCAAGAGAAAGUCUAAGAAAGAUGUUUAUACAAUCUUUGAUGCAGAGAUGGAGAGCACAAGCCCAAAGUCUGAACAAGACUCAGGAAUUCUGGAUGUUGAAGAUGAGGAAGAUGACGAAGAGGUACCUGGGGCUCAAGACUUGGUGGAUUUCUCCCCUGUAUAUCGGUGUCUGCACAUAUAUUCUGUUCUGGGUGCCCGAGAAACAUUUGAAAAUUAUUACCGAAAACAGAGACGAAAACAGGCUCGUCUGGUGCUCCAGCCUCCAUCAAACAUGCAUGAAACUUUAGAUGGCUACAGGAAGUAUUUCAAUCAAAUUGUAGGCUUUUUUGUGGUUGAAGAUCACAUUUUGCAUACAACCCAGGGCUUAGUGAAUAGAGCCUACAUUGACGAACUGUGGGAAAUGGCACUUUCAAAGACCAUCGCAGCAUUGCGCACCCACUCGUCCUACUGUUCGGAUCCAAACCUUGUGUUAGAUUUGAAGAACCUCAUUGUACUUUUUGCUGACACACUUCAGGUGUAUGGUUUUCCUGUGAAUCAACUUUUUGAUAUGCUUUUAGAAAUCAGAGACCAAUAUAGCGAGACUUUGUUGAAGAAGUGGGCAGGGGUUUUCAGAACCAUACUUGAUUCUGACAACUACAGUCCCAUACCAGUAACGAGUGAAGAGACAUAUAAAAAGGUUGUAGGACAAUUCCCAUUUCAAGAUACAGAACUGGAAAAGCAGCCAUUUCCCAAAAAGUUUCCUUUCUCUGAAUUUGUGCCAAAAGUUUACAACCAGAUUAAAGAAUUUAUCUACGCCUGCCUGAAGUUUUCAGAAGAUCUUCAUCUAAGCUCCACUGAAGUUGAUGACAUGAUCCGUAAGUCUACAAACCUGUUGCUGACCAGGACUCUGAGCAACUCUCUGCAGAAUGUCAUUAAGAGAAAGAACAUUGGCCUUACUGAGCUUGUCCAGAUUAUCAUCAAUACAACACACUUGGAGAAGUCCUGUAAAUACCUAGAGGAAUUCAUCACCAAUAUCACUAAUGUACUUCCAGAGACAGUCCACACCACCAAGCUCUAUGGUACCACAACGUUCAAGGAUGCUAGACAUGCAGCUGAAGAAGAGAUAUAUACAAACUUAAAUCAGAAGAUUGACCAGUUUCUGCAGCUGGCUGACUAUGACUGGAUGACAGGAGACUUAGACAACAAAGCUAGUGACUACCUAGUCGACCUCAUUGCCUUCCUUCGGAGCACAUUUGCUGUAUUCACACACCUUCCUGGAAAGGUGGCCCAGACAGCCUGUAUGUCAGCUUGUAAGCAUUUAGCCACAUCCUUGAUGCAACUGUUGUUGGAAGCGGAAGUAAGGCAGCUCACUUUGGGAGCAUUGCAGCAGUUCAACCUGGAUGUCAGAGAAUGUGAACAGUUUGCCAGAUCCGGCCCGGUGCCUGGGUUCCAGGAGGACACGCUGCAGUUGGCCUUCAUCGACUUGAGACAACUAUUGGACCUCUUCAUUCAGUGGGAUUGGUCCACAUACCUUGCUGACUAUGGACAGCCCAACUGCAAGUACCUCCGGGUGAACCCUGUGACUGCUCUGACUCUGCUUGAAAAGAUAUCUAGAGAGAUGAAAGAUACUAGCCGCAAGAAUAACAUGUUUGCACAGUUCCGGAAAAAUGAGCGAGACAAGCAGAAAUUGAUUGACACUGUGGCUAAGCAGCUCCGAGGACUCAUCAGCAGCCACCACUCCUGAAUGUUGGCCUUGGGCCCACAGAGGCCAUUUGCCGUAGCCCAUGGUCCAGGAUCUCUCCUGGGCUGGCCCUGCAUUUGUGCAUUCUUCCUCAAAGAGAGCAUAUGUAUUUUUUUAUUAACCCCUGUACAGUAUUCACAUAACCUUUCCCUGUAGUAAGAGAGGCACAGAAUAAUCAAGAACAGGAGGGGUUCAGGGGAAGUUACUGCCAUACUUUCUGUGUUAUCCUGGGAAGGAUGCAUUGUCAGUGCUAACAUGAUGAGCUGCCUCUUAUCUGGGGCCCCACAAAUUCAUGGGUGCUGGGAGUUGAGAUGAGGAAGUAAAAGAAUAAUAAUGUGUGUCCUGUUUGCUCUCAAGUGCUUGCUUAAGUGUAUAGGAGAGCCUGGCAGGCAUACCAACAUAGUACACCAAAGCCAGCCUCAGUUUAGAAUAUCCAUCUGCCUCGUUGGCUGACUUAUUGCCUCAUAAGAGUGUGGCAUGUGGCAAGAUGACAGUUUCACUCUGGUCCCCGUAGGUGACAGUUUCAUUAGUGUAGUCUAACUGGGCCUUGUGGCUAGAGAGGGGUAGUUAGCUGAGUAAACACUUGGGUCCAUGCUGAAAAGAAAGUUGCCCCGCUGGGUAAGUUGUUUUUCUGGAUCUUGAAAGCCAAUUUGGGUCCCCAAGGACCCCAGCCCCCUUUCCAUUCAUCUUUGUCCCUUCUUUCAUGACCAUAACACUUGGUUCAUAAUAUAGAUUAGCAGUGGCUUCUGAAGGUUCCUGAGUGACAGUCUCACACUUGCCUCCUGCAGCAACAUCUCUAAAUGAUCUAAACCCCUGAAGCCUGAAAACAGCCUGGGUGCCUUCACCUUGGGUAGAGCCUUAUGACUUCUUGAGAUUGCUCACUUGUGUUUUAACAACAGCCUUCUGGCUAUCAUCUUUAAAGAAAAUGUCCCAAGCUCUACAUGGUGGGCACAACCUCCACAGGACUGGAUGUUUCUGGGCAUGGAUCUGUUACCAUGAGAUAGACAGGGUCAGCUGUAGCUAAUGGCUUGUUGCCUCUGGCCCAGCUAUCAUCAACUAAGUCACAUCGUAGAGACAAAGCUCAUCUUGCUCAAGCCCAGGGCUCCCAUCUUCUGAGCUGUCCCUUGGCCUCACCUGAGAGUAUUUUCCUGAAGUCCUAUCUUUGAUCUCUGGAACCUGGGCCAGCCAGAUAGACUCCUGAGACAAUGCAAGGGCUUUACUGUGACAUUGGUCAGAAGCAUCUACACACUCAAACAAUUGUGGAAGCUAUUAGUGUGACUACUGGUAAGAGUAUAAUUGCAUCAUGAAACACUAACCAAGAUGUCACAAAAGUGUUCCCAGCCUCAGUGAUGAGCAGAGUUACUGGUCAAACGAACAAUCUCUCGUUGCCUUUGUCAUCUACCCGCUUCUGGGACAGCAGUACUUCUCUCCCAUCCCAACAUAGACUACCCCAUCUAGAACAUACCCACCCUUACCAUAGCUGUCUUGAAUACCAACUGGAGAGAACAGCCUCAGGUGCUCUGCAGAUGCCUGCAAGUCUCGACCUUGGCUACACAAUGGCCCAACAGUUCAGGAGGAGAGUCUCAUAAGAACCCCGAAAACUCGAUUAGCCAAGGAAAGGCAGGAGCCUGUGGGAAAGAAGACAAGGUGGUGUCUCUAAGCCCUGGAUUUGUUGAUAGGGCUGAGAAGUGAUUCCACUAACUGAAGUCCUGCUGACUGAGAAGGAAAGAAAGGCCCUUUGCCAUGGCUCGCCAGCCUUUAGUGUAGAGAUCUCCAGUGCAGGAGAGAGACUGCUAGACUAUCAUAGCAUUUGUCCUUUAAGACUCCAUCUUGCUGCCUGUCUAGUCCCCACCUCUGCAGCAGAGGAACUGUCACAGUGAAUGAAAACAGGUGGAGGAGCAGGACCACUACCUUCCACAGCAGAGUCCUGCUGAAGAGAAUUUCAUCCAAUCUCAGGGUGUAUGAGGAUGGCCAACUACCUUUUCUCCUCCUGCCUCUCUAUCUGCAUCUUCCUGCACUGUUCUCUAACAAAAAGCGGCAUGCUCCUUUUGAGCUGUGAAAGCCAGGGGCCUACACUGUCAAGGUGAUUAUGAAUUGAUGAAGUAGACUUUUUCUUUUUUCAUUUUAUCCAUAAGGCCUAAAGCUGAGCUACCCUUGAGGGCUUGAGCACAGUAUGCAUGCCUGUAGGCCUCAGGCUCUGGGACCUUACCUCAGAUGCCUCCAGGCACACACAUCCUAGAGUCUCAGGUGGGGUAAGACACUGCUGCCUGGAGGUCUGGCCUUCCAACCAGAUCCACAUCCAUGUAGGCAGUCUGAUUUGUGAGCUGUGGUUAGGCAGAGGCUCACUUACUUUUUACCAUUCAUGGGGGAAAAAAAACUCUCAGUAUCAGGUGGCACUGGUAUGGGUAGAGAAGAAGAAGGCUGCACAUGGGAACCCACAGAGCCCCUGUUGGCAAAAGGAGUAUCUCCCGGUGACUCUAUCAUGCACCAGACCCAACGGUCCAUCUAGAUCCACAGCACCUAGCUCAGCAGGUCCCAGGCCCAGGGGUGGCACUGGCCAGGAGUUUCCUACUCAAACGUCUGAGUACAGGCUCGGUUGGCUUCACCAGGCCUCCUCCGGACUGCUUUUGCUGUGCCCUCCUCCAUCUAGCCCUCCCUUUCUUUUAUUCAUCUGCAUUUUAGUCACUCCUUGCUGAUUUGUUGGAAAUAGCCUUUUUAUUUUGCACAGUUCCACAUUUGUGGGAGAAAUGCAGUGAGAUCUAUCUGUACCUCUAAAAGGAACCUUUUCCUCUCGUACUCACCUGGAAAACAGCUCUGCUGCAGGCGGCUGCAUAAGGAAGGCCUCCUCUGUGGAAAGAGCAUGUGUAUCCCAUUCCCCCGUGUACGCUCCUCUUUUAACUGCUAUUAAAUAUGAGAACCUACA